Molecule: messenger RNA, 2445 nt
Organism: Crotalus tigris (Tiger rattlesnake)
Lineage: Eukaryota; Metazoa; Chordata; Lepidosauria; Squamata; Viperidae
Product: catalase-like
Exons: 12
Coding region: 127-1698 (523 amino acids)
Biological process (GO): response to hydrogen peroxide; hydrogen peroxide catabolic process
Cellular component (GO): cytoplasm; mitochondrion; peroxisome
Molecular function (GO): heme binding; catalase activity
Source: RefSeq, a predicted model, not a curated record
UGGUAGUUGGGACAUUGCAGCUUUUGGGACUGGCUCCCCUUUUCGCAAUAAGUAUCUUGAACUUACGGGCUCCGCAGCCGAAAGCGUCCCAUCUCUCUUAGGGUCGGGGUCUCCGAGUCUCCCAAAAUGGCCGGCAAUCGAGAUUGCGCUAAGGAGCAGCUGAAGCGCUGGCAAGAGCAGCGGGACUCCCAGGAAGCUGAUUCCUUAACCACAGGAGCAGGAAUCCCAGUGGGAGACAAGCUGAAUGUCCUGACCGUUGGUCCAAGAGGUCCACUCCUGGUUCAGGAUAUAGUUUUCACCGAUGAGAUAGCACACUUUGACCGAGAGAGGAUUCCCGAGAGAGUUGUCCAUGCCAAAGGAGCCGGAGCAUUUGGCUAUUUUGAAGUGACUCAUGAUAUCACCACAUACUGCAAGGCAAAGAUAUUUGAGCACAUAGGCAAAAAAACUCCAAUGGCUAUUCGAUUUUCAACUGUUGCUGGGGAAUCUGGCUCAGCUGACACAGUGCGUGACCCUAGAGGCUUUGCAAUGAAAUUCUACACUGAAGAUGGAAAUUGGGAUCUUGUAGGGAACAACACUCCCGUCUUCUUCAUUAGAGAUGCAAUGCUGUUUCCAUCUUUUAUCCAUACCCAAAAGAGGAAUCCACAGACACAUCUGAAAGAUCCAAACAUGGCAUGGGACUUCUGGAGUCUUCGCCCUGAGUCUCUACACCAGGUAUCAAUCCUGUUCAGCGAUCGUGGCAUUCCAGAUGGGCACCGUCACAUGAAUGGCUAUGGGUCACAUACUUUUAAGCUAGUCAAUGCUUACGACAAUGCAGUAUACUGCAAAUUUCAUGUAAAGACUGAUCAAGGAAUUAAAAACCUUUCUGUCAAAGAUGCAGAAAGAUUGGCUUCCAAAGAUCCGGAUUAUGGCCUGCGUGAUCUUUACAAUGCAAUUGCUAAUGGAAAUUUCCCCUCUUGGACUUUCUAUAUUCAAGUUAUGACAUUUGAGCAAGCUGAAUGUUUUCCAUUUAAUCCUUUUGAUGUAACAAAGGUUUGGCCUCACAAAGAUUAUCCUCUCAUUCCUGUGGGAAAAAUUGUCUUAAACCAAAAUCCCGUCAAUUAUUUUUCUGAAGUGGAACAAUUGGCCUUGGAUCCAAGCAACAUGCCUCCAGGGAUUGAACCUAGCCCUGAUAAAAUGUUACAGGGUCGUCUUUUCUCAUAUCGAGAUACCCAUGGACACCGUCUGGGACCCAACUACCUUCAGAUUCCUGUAAAUUGUCCAUACCAAACUAGGGUGGCCAAUUACCAGAGAGAUGGACUUAUGUGCAUUUCUGAUAACCAGGGUGGUGCUCCAAACUAUUACCCAAAUAGUUUUAGUGGACCUGAGGAACAGCCCACUUUGAAGCAGAGCUGUGUAUUUAUCUCAGGAGAUGUACAACGUUUUAAUAGUUCAGUUGAGGAUAACGUCUCUCAAGUACGGGACUUCUUUGUCAAAGUACUGAAUGAGGAACAGCGCAUGAGACUUUGUGAAAACAUUGCCAACCAUCUUAAGGAUGCUCAGCUUUUCAUCCAGAACAGAGCUGUGAAAAACUUUACUGAUGUUCAUCCUGAUUACGGUUCAGGCAUUCAAGCUUAUCUGGAUAGACACAAUGCUGAAGGAAAAAGAAAGGUAAGAAAACAUUAUCAAUUCAGAUUGCUGUGGAAAGCAAGUAAAGAAUAAGCAAUUGAAAAUAGAUUAAGGCAGAGAUGACACAAAUGGCUGUGGACAGACUUAAAGGAGGAACGAGAAGAGCUUGAAAAACUGUAUGUUCUUCCAUACAACUUACAAUAUCUGGAAUCCAAUUUUAACAAGGGAUAUUAAAAUAUUCCAUUUCAGUGGAAUUAAAAUAGCAUCUAUAAAUAUUAGUAUCACUAUGGCUUUUGUCAUAAUACAGAUAGUUAGCAAAAAGUACAAAGGAACAGUAAAGAAUCUGUUAGUAUUUCAUAUACAUAAAUGUAUAUAAAGAAAUGUGUGUGUAUAUAUAUAUAUAAAACUCUUUAAAAUUAUUUAUUUAUUUUAUGUUGAGACAAGCUAAUUCUCUUUUUAAUAUGGUUUCUAGGAUUAAGUUCAUACUUAAUACACAAACUUCGUUCACUGGAAAGGAGAAACCUCAUCUGUAAAUGGCAUGACCUGUAAUUAUCAGUCACAUUGGAAAUGUUUGUCUGAAAUCCCUCCAUCUGGAAAAUGAGCUAUGAAAAGCUUUAUGUAUAAUGGAAUUGCCUCCUGUGCCAUUAACUGCAAUACACAACCAAAUGUGAUUCGGACUUUAAUGCUGAAUUUAUCCUGGCAAUACCUUUGAAGUACAUUAGAAUAAUAAACUUUUGGUUUAUUUUUAUGUAUUAACAUAUUUUAUAUGUCUAUGGAGAUUUUCGGUCAUCUAGGUCAUAGUUAUCCCAAAGGUGCUUUUUCAUGAGGCAAUUGGACUUU